GGUCCAUUCGGAUGGUAAUGUUUACACCGACCAUAACUAAAAUAAUAGUAGCAUUCAAUCGAUGCUAACCAAGCCAACCAACGCUCUCAAAAUAAAUUACGUCCGAAUUUCAGUUCAAUAUUAGUUUCUUAUCGCAUCCAAUAUACGAUCUACACAAAAAAAUAGAUGAAACUCCUUGACAUAGCGCGCUCAAGCACCAGGCACGUGCGUUCUCCAGCAAAAAGAGCAACAGCGGUCCUCGUACCGCUACAUGGAGCGACAAAUCCGCGACCCCUUCGUCAAACAAGCGCAGAACGAGCAAUUUCGCUCCCGCAGCAGCUUCAAACUAAUCACUCUCCUCGACACCCACCGGCUCCUCCCAGCCUCCCCCCACGCCUGCAUCCUCGACUGCGGCGCAUCCCCAGGCGGCUGGAGCCAAGUGAUCUCCCGGCGGAUCUCUGCGGCCAAAGCAUCCGCCCAGUCAACAGCCCCACCAUUGCCACGCAUUAUUUCGCUCGACUCCUCCCCAUGCGACCCAUCCCUGGGGUUCACUUUAUCCAGGGUGAUUUUUUCGAAAGCCCGGUGAAGCGUGAGAUCGAACAGGUGCUGGGCAGCCGGAGGGUCGGCCUGUUGUUGUCGGAUAUGGCGCCGUCAUUCACGGGUAAUCGCGGCACGGACGCUGAUCGCACGAUGAAUUUGUGCGAGGAUGUGCUGGCGUUCUCAGAGGAUGUGCUGGCGUUUGGCGGCAAUAUGGUUGUCAAGUUUUUCAUGGGCGGCGCUGAGCCGGAGUUUAGGGCGCGGCUGCGGGAGAGAUUCGAAAGAGUCGUGGUUGAGAAACCAGAGGCGUCGAGGAAGCAGUCGGCUGAACAAUAUUUUGUGUGCAUUGGCAAGCGGGAAACCCCAAAGGAUCUGUGAACUAACAAUGGUCGAAUUGAAAUCCCAAGUGGAAGGGAAUGGAGGGAGGAGAGGGGAAGCAUGUGACUGUGGAUUCACGCCCACCCCACUAAUCGCCAUCCCAUUCGCUAUAGUGUUCUUAAUUAGUGUGCUCUCUGUAUGCGUGUUAUGCGUGUAUGUGUGAGGUGCUGAUGAGGGCAGCAAUCGAUUGUUUUUUGCUUCCUCCUUUUA
Messenger RNA from Kickxella alabastrina, 1104 nucleotides. RefSeq names its product FtsJ-like methyltransferase-domain-containing protein. The transcript has a single exon. Gene Ontology annotation, biological process: RNA methylation. Gene Ontology annotation, molecular function: rRNA (uridine-2'-O-ribose)-methyltransferase activity. The coding region runs from base 166 to 894 and encodes 242 amino acids. Lineage: Eukaryota; Fungi; Kickxellomycota; Kickxellomycetes; Kickxellales; Kickxellaceae. Gene Ontology annotation, cellular component: mitochondrion. The record is from RefSeq and is a predicted model, not a curated record.